Messenger RNA from Stereum hirsutum FP-91666 SS1, 792 nucleotides. RefSeq names its product thymidylate kinase. Gene Ontology annotation, cellular component: nucleus; cytosol; cytoplasm. Gene Ontology annotation, molecular function: dTMP kinase activity; ATP binding. Gene Ontology annotation, biological process: dTDP biosynthetic process; dUDP biosynthetic process; dTTP biosynthetic process. NCBI's taxonomy places the organism in Eukaryota, Fungi, Basidiomycota, Agaricomycetes, Russulales, Stereaceae. Bases 1 to 714 code for a protein of 237 amino acids. The record is from RefSeq and is a predicted model, not a curated record. The transcript is spliced from 3 exons.
AUGGCUACCAAACCGUCUCGAGGAGCUUUCAUCGUGAUUGAAGGUCUUGAUCGGUCAGGAAAAAGCACUCAAGCUGCUACACUCCUUGAGCGUCUUCAAUCUCGCAACAUACCUGUCAAGUUCCAUAAGUUCCCAGACCGCGUCACACCAAUAGGCCAAAUGAUAGACUCCUACCUUCGGUCCAAGUCUGACUUGGACGACCAUGUCAUCCAUCUGCUGUUCUCCGCCAACCGCUGGGAGCUCGCGGCCACUGUGGAGCAGACACUCAAUUCCGGUACUCAUAUCGUCUGUGAUCGUUACGCAUUUUCCGGAAUCGCCUUCACCGCCUCAAAACCUUCCCAAAUACCCUUCGAAUGGUGUCGGACGCCAGACAUCUCCCUUCCUGCACCAGAUCUCAUUCUCUACCUCGACAUAUCCCCGAAUAAGGCGAAGGAGAGAGGGGGAUAUGGUGAAGAGAGGUAUGAACAGGAAGAGAUGCAGACGAGGGUACGGGAGGUGUAUCGAAGGAUGCGAGAAGAAACCAUGGCGGUGGGGUCGAACCGAGAGAGUGAGAAUCGGCCACAGUGGGUGGAGAUUGAUGCGGGUAGGUCGGUGGAGGAUGUGGGGAAGGAGAUCUGGAUUCAUGUAGAGCCGUUCGUCCAACCGAGCGGGAUAUCCAAGCCCAUCGGUCGUCUUUGGAUGGAUCGCCUUCCCUCGGCGGGUGUUACGUUGUGAGAAUAUCACGUCUGAAACUGUUGUCGCAUUGUCCAGCAUCGUAGAAAUUUGUAGUGUACAAGUAAUGUAAUUAUUCGU